Ananas comosus (pineapple) is the source of this 3780-nucleotide messenger RNA. Its product is annotated as girdin-like. NCBI's taxonomy places the organism in Eukaryota, Viridiplantae, Streptophyta, Magnoliopsida, Poales, Bromeliaceae. The transcript is spliced from 4 exons. The record is from RefSeq and is a predicted model, not a curated record. Bases 350 to 2929 code for a protein of 859 amino acids.
UCCACUUUAAACUCGUUGCGUACAUCUCCUUAUUCUCUAUUCUCUCUUAUUCUCUCUCUUUCUCCCUCCCUAUUCUAACCCUAUUCUCUUCCCUGUUCCUCUUUUGUUUGGAUCGUAAGAAGUAGAAGAAGAAGAGGAGGAGAUUGGUGUUUCGUUGGCUUCGGAUCGAUCAUUGACAGGAUCGGAAGAAGAGGAAGGAGAAGAGAUUUCUGUUCAAUGUUUGCAAAUCCUGGAAAAGACUCCUUUUCCCAUGAUUUGUUGAGUGCAAGAGAUCAAACACAGCAAAGCCAGAAAGGACAUAGGAUUUCUAAAGACAAUUCCAAUAGUAAGCAAAGCAGAGGUCAUCAACAUGACAAAGAAGCAGAGCUUUGAAGAGCUGUUUUCCAUAUUAGGGGUUGACAUUCAUUCUGAUAACUCCCAUAUACACGAAAAGAAGAAAGACAUUCAGAAGAACGUGGAGAAAAUAUUGAAGCUAAUAGAAGAGGGCAACGAAGCAAAAUCUGAGGCAGUUUCCCUCAUAAAGGAUUUUCACAAGGGCUACGAAGAUCUCUAUGACCAGUAUGGGCAGCUGAUUGAGGGCCUAAAGAAAGAAGGUAAUGUGAGCUUAUCGAAUCAGGUGAAAGAAGAUGAGGCAAUCAUAUUUCACCUGACUAUCAACAUUAAAGAGCUAAUAAAGCUGUUAGAAGCUAAAGAAGAAGAAGUUCGUUCAUUGAAUUCCCAGUUUGAGGAAGAAGGACAAAAAUUAGUGAUGAAACUAACAGACUUGCAGAUUGAACAGUCUGAGUUGUUGGCUGAGUAUAACCAAUUGAAGCACGAACUGGAUACUGAAAGAAGGGAUGCUUCAGAUAUUAAACAGAAACUCGAAGCAGCAAAAGGCGAAAAUUUGAAGAAUAUUGACGAGUUAAAUGAGGCCAAUAGUACAGUGAAAAAACUAGAAAACAAACUGAAACAGUUGAGAGAUGAAAAUUCAAUACUAAACCAGAGUAAGAUCAAGCUAGAGGAGGCUGAGAAGAUUGCUGAUUCGUGCAAGGCUGAAAUACAACAGCUAAGGGAUGCAAAUACUAAGUUGCAGGUUGACCUUGGUGCUGCAAUACAGAAACAGGAAACAGCGAUUUCCCACUUGGAUGAUCUGAAAAAGGAAAACAUGGAAUUACGUGAAGGGAAAAAUAUGAGUGCCUCAGAAUUAUCAUCGGCAGACACUAAAAUAAGGAACCUUGAGGGUGAAUUAGAGCAAAUGAGAAAGGAGGCUUCUACACUGCAGCAAUCAGAGAAAGACUUGUACAGAAAAAAUUCUGAUUUAGAAAGCAGAUUGAAAGCUACCCAGGAGAAACUUGAUGAAAACACUAUGCAUGCAAACAAACUCCAAAAAGAGCCGCACUUCCAGUCUACCCAGAAGAGUGAAGUAGAAGAAGAGGUGAAAAAACUUGAACAGAGGUGCUUGGAGUACAAGCUUCUGAUGAAAAACUUGGAGGAAACGCUAGCAAGCAAAAUCUUGGCUCAAGAAACUCGGCUAUCAUACCUUAAAUGCUGCAUCGGUGAGCUUGGUAUGAACUAUAAGCAACAAAAAGAUGUGUUGAAAGAGAUUUUUGUGAAGAUUCAAACUCUGAAGCUAGAGAAGGACUUCAAGGACCAUGCUGAAAAACUUAAGCUGGAAACUGUGGUGUUCUCUUCAGAGAAUGAGCAGUUGUCAUCUGAAAAUAGGAACUUAAAUCUUAUACUGGGAACUGCAAAAGAAGAGAAAGGGAGCUUAAAAUCAGAGAUCAUGACCCCUGCAAUUGGGCUUCGAGAAGAUGAAAGCACCAUAAAUAUCCCAUCAAUUGAUUCCAAACAUCUAAAAGAGCAAACAAAAGCAGAAGAUAAAGCUUAUUCUUUAGAUUCCCCAGAAGAGGACAAAGUAGGAAAAUUAUACGAGCUUUACGAGCAAAUAAAGGUAGAGUGCAUGAAGUUGAGGGCUGAACAUGAAAUACUGCUGAAAAAACUAGAAGACAGAGAAAAGAAACUUUCCCUGAUAAAAUGUACUCUGGAUGCAACAGAAUGCGAAAAUUCAGAGUAUAUAGAAAAGUUAAAGAAGGCUGAGAUUACUGUGAAAGAACAAGAAAAAAAACUGAAACAGUUGAGGGAUGAGAAUUCAGUACUAAAACAGAGUAAGAUCAAGCGAAAGGGGGCUGAGAAGAUUGCUGAUUCAGGCCAGGCGGAACAGUUGUCAUCUGAAAAUGAAAGAUUAAAUCUUAAGCUGAAAGCUGCAGAAGGAGAGAAAACGGGCCUGUAUUUAGAUAUUGUGAUCUCAGAAGAAAAGCUGCGUGAAGCUGAAAGCGCCAAAAAAAACCUGAUGAUCGAAUCUGAGCAGCUAAAAGAGCAAUUAAAAGCAAAAGAGGAUGAGAACAUGGAAUUGUUGGCUAAGUGCGAGAAACUGCAGCGUGGACUAGAAGCUAAAGAGAAAGAUGCUUCAAACCUGGAAGCAACAAAAGGUGAAGAUUCAAAGAUUGUUGACGAGUUAAAGAAGGAGAACAGUACACUGAGAGAGCUAGAAAAGAAACUGAAACAGUUGAGAGAUGAAAAUUCAGUACUGGGCCAGAUUAAGAUCAACCUAAAGGAGGAUGAUCUCCUGUCCACCCAAAAGAGUAAAGCAGAAGAAGAGGUAAGAAAGCUAGAGAAGCGCAGCAAGGAACUGGCACAAAAACUUGAACUUUGUGAAACAGAGAACGCUGGUGCACGUAAAGAGAUUGCAAAGCUAUGCGGCGAGUGUCGAAGGUUCAAGUCCCACCUCCUCCGGAGAAACCAAACGCUUACUCGGAUAGAAAAAGAUUUGCAGUCUCUGCGGCAACAAAGUGAUCAAGAUUGUGAAAGGUUAUCUUCGUUGGAUGCCCAGCACAGUCAACGGAAAGGGGAUGCAGAGAAUGAGAAAAACGAACAGGAACGAGGAAGUUAGAUUGAAAGCUGCCAUUUCCUCAACGAUUAUGAAGAGGAGGCAGAGCUUAAGAGGAGGGUUAAAUAGAAAGAAGAGGAAAUGGUAGCUAGAAAUGAGAAGGAAAGAGAGGCAAUAAGCCAAAAGUGCUUCUUGUUUGAGCACCAGCGUGAAAUUUGCAAUCACCUGCAUAAGCACUUCUCUGAAACUGUUGAAAGAAUCACGCAUUCGUAAAUCACUCGCUGGUGGUGCCUAUCCUUUUCUCACUUUAAUUUUGGCUACUAAGAGGGGGAUAGGAUCUAAAACUGACGUACAACGAGGAACUUCCGAGUCUGCAAGGCAUCCAAAUGGUUUGAGACUUUUCUUCUUUGCAAGGUUAGUUCAUUCGUGCUCUUCCAAUCUUCCUUCCUCCGAAAUUUGAUUGCGUUCAUUUUCUAUCCGGAUCUCUCUCUCUCUCUCUCUCUCUCUCUCUCUCUCUCUCUCUCUAUUUGCGCGUUCUUUAGCCCCGAGUCUUUGAAUGGCUAUAUGUGUAAGUGCUCGUGAAUUCGUUAUUCGCUUGCUGACUUAAGUCGUGAUUGUCUUGUUUCAUUUUUUUAAUGUCAUUGAUGGUUAGGCGCAAGUAACAUUUGCCUGCGUCGAACAAGCACGCCUGGUAAUAAUCCACGUCGGUUUGAGUGGUUGUGGGAGUUAUAAUUCUGUCUCGGCCCAUUGGUUUUUUUUUGAGAGAUAGAUACUACCCGUUUUGUUUAUUUUAUUUAGAAAUAAAUUUAGCUGGAAAUAUAAAUCAACUAGGAUUCGAACUUGGGACCUCAGGUACCAACCACCAAGCUCUUUGGCAUUUGCUCUAGGGGCGGUCAGUCGUUUUGGCCCAUUGU